UAAGAAUAUAAACGGAGAUCCGCGGUGGCAGAGAUACUUAAAUUUAGUUUGCGUUUGUCUGCGCGAGUGUGAUCGGCUUUUGCUGGAGUUUCUCCUAGUCUUCGUAUAGUGUUUCCGUUUAUUUAUUUAUAUCUCUUAGCUGCAGGAUGCUGAGAUCUGCUCAACAAUCUUCUGUGGUCCAGCCCUUGGUGUACUCUGGCCGUCUAUCUCCUGAGCAGGUAGCAAUGUUGGAGGCAGAGUUCACCAAGGUCAAAACUUUACAUUCUACAGAUCUUUCCCUGCUGGCUGCUGAGAUGGCGGUCAAUGAGAAGGAUGUACAGGCUUGGUACACUCAGAGGGUUGCAGCUUGGAGAAGAGAGCAAGGCUUGUCUGACUGUUUUGGGCAGAUCUAGGUGCUGUGAAACUUACACUAUAACCAUUAUGUUCCUUUUAAAUCUAGUCAUUGUUGUACUAAACAUAACCUCAAGUUUGUCUAUCCACUUUAACAGUAUUAAUAAUUACACUAUUUAUAAUUCCUUUCAAUUACAGAACAAGUCUGACAUUUUUAUUCAUCAAAGAAUGCAAUGAACAUGUUGACAAAUGAGUAUAAUUCUUGUUCAGAAUUAAAGAAAGCAACCUUAUAUUCAUUAGCAUUUAUUUAUAAAAUUCAAUAGAUGAGGAUAAUAAAAUUUAGAUUUAUGAAAAAGACAAUGUUUUAGUCUAGCUUGUUUUUAAUGCAUUCACUGUGGCUUUAUUCUGAAUGAUCUUAAGUACUCUAAAAACCUGGCACAUCCUAAGGCAUCUGCCGUAGUCAAUGUGUUAAGGUAAUGCAAUUUAUUAGUUUUCGGUUGGAUAAUUUAAAAAAUUCUUAAAAAAUGUUGGUCACAGCUCUAUAAGAUAAUUUUUCUGGACAGAAAAAAUGUUUUGAUAGUUCCAGAAAAGGUAAACAUUUGAAGCAGAAUUUAGGGGCACCUUAUAGUAAGACACAAUCGGUAAAGCUAAAGAUAUACAUUUUUUACAGAAUAUACGUGGAAGAUGCCUGGAGAGAAUGGCAUGUUUUAAAUUUUCACAACAAAUGUAUUUCCUAAAGAAAGAUUCUAUUAAAACAUGCAAUAAUACAUUAUAAAAAAUAUAGUUUUCUAUGUCACAAAUCAUCAAACCACUUGUCACCUCCCAAAGCUAUAAUUUAUGUAUGUAUUAUAUAAACACGUUUUUAUCUUAAACCAUUUGUAUUUGGCUUGAUUAAGACAUUACCAACAUUUCUUACUUUAAAUGACUGUAAUUUCUCAAAGAGUGAUCAAGAAAAUAUAUUUUAACUUUUUAUAUCUUGAUUUAAAAAGAUAAAGUAUCACAAUUAAAAAUCUAUUGCACCAUCAUUAACCCAUAUCUCAGAUGCUGUUGAUUACAUACGACUGCUCCACUAACCAGUACUGAAUGUUAUUUUAU
Molecule: messenger RNA, 1425 nt
Organism: Homalodisca vitripennis (glassy-winged sharpshooter)
Lineage: Eukaryota; Metazoa; Arthropoda; Insecta; Hemiptera; Cicadellidae
Product: homeodomain-only protein-like
Exons: 3
Coding region: 147-392 (81 amino acids)
Molecular function (GO): DNA binding
Source: RefSeq, a predicted model, not a curated record